This is a messenger RNA of Selaginella moellendorffii, 418 nucleotides long. RefSeq lists its product as uncharacterized. The record is from RefSeq and is a predicted model, not a curated record. Bases 18 to 413 code for a protein of 131 amino acids. NCBI's taxonomy places the organism in Eukaryota, Viridiplantae, Streptophyta, Lycopodiopsida, Selaginellales, Selaginellaceae. The transcript has 2 exons.
GCUGCCUUCUUUCGAGUAUGGCGGUGGACACAAAAGGCACUAGCAGGCAGACGCGAAAGAUUUAUUCCUGGAACUACCAUGCUCUAUGCCACAUUGGGAACCGGCGUAAUGCCACACGAGCUGACGAGCGUGCUGCUCUUGCUUUACCAGGAUAUGACAGCUCUACAGACAUCAUCCCAAAUGUGAUUGACUCGGACGUUCUUCACCCAGCGUUCCCUGGUUAUCGACAUCGUUCGGUCACGGCCAUGCAAAUCUUGUUGGAGUUAUUUUGUCCGCCAAAGGGGAUUGUGCUUGAUGCUACAGCAGGAUUUGGAUCAAUGGUGCAGGCAGCAAAAGAGACAGGCCGAGCGGUUUUUGCACUUGAGAAGGAGGGUGCCUUUGAGGACAUUCUUAGGAGAUUUUGCGACAGGUGAUGUUA